AUGACUGAGGACCAAUUUUGUAAGGAAACCGUACUUCCAGCUUCGGAUCCACGUUCCCCGUACUAUAUCAACUUACCUCCUUACGAUGCCAAACCGGUAGAUGAUUUGGUUGCAUAUUUCAAGAUAUGGAAACAUUUCAUCAAAGCACUCGUUUUUUACAUGAAAGAAAUCAGUUUGAGUAAAGAGUUUGAUGCCAACCUUAACUACCAGCUCAUCAACUCAGUUCAAUUUCCUGGCUUCAAAGACUUGCCCAGUCGGUUUUUGAACGCUCUUGAUCUGAAUACCACGUCUCCACCUUCGUCCAAAACCCUUCGGAAAACCAACUCCAAUACCAGCAUUAACACCAUGGCUACCAACGCCACCACCCAGUCGACCCCGGUCACGACUCCUCCCCACGAGAAAAGACCAAAUUUGUUCAAAACAAAAUCCAAUAAUUCGUUUUUGAAAAGUUCGUCUUCCAACCCAUCCAAUCAAACCUCCCACAAACGUAACGUUUCAUUCACCAACCUCAAAACCGCCGCCACUCCUCAGCCUCCUCAGCGCCAGCACGUAUCGCACCAGAACGACAUCAAAGUGCCGCCCAAUUUUUUUCCAGAGGAUUCAAUGUUCAUCAACCUCUCACCGCUUUUGGUCAACCACCACUCCCACUUGUACCAGUCGCAGCUUAAACUUCAUCGCGAUCUCGUGAACAAACACAUUCCACGGCUCGAAUCGACCCUCAAAAACCUCCUGCUCAAAAUCAAGGAGAUCAAGUCGAGUUUGAAAAAUGAAUCUUUUGCAAAUUCCGCCAUUUUGAAGGAAGUGAGUCAAACAGGCAAGGCAUUGAGCUCAUACAUCAGCUCGGUAGAGUUGUACUCGUCGGAACGUCCCGUGUUGAAGAAGAAUAUUCAAGAAAAUGACGAGGAUAUUGGAGCCACUGAUGAUCCAUUUUUGCUCAAAUUGCAGGUGGACUACCAAAUCAAAAAACAAUUGAUUCAGGAAAACUACAUGUUUGCGUCGUAUGUCAAUCUCCAAAACAUCUCAAAGGAACUUUUGGUCUACGUGGUGAAAGAAUUGAAUUUUGCACUUGAUCGGUUUGCCAAGUUGGUUAGCAACGAAUCGGUUUACGCUCUGUCGACGGAUUCGUUGGUAAAUCUCGUUCUUAGCAUCCGCAAGAACAUCACCAGUGAUGCCACCAAAGAUUGGGAAUACUUUGUGUGCAACAACAAAAACUUUGUAAACAUCUACGCUGAUACUCCUGAGUCUCGCAAGCGAGAAAUUCGUUCCUACGACUCGCUCGUGCUUCCUUAUGCACACACGACUCACAACAAGUGCUUACGCUUUGGCAUGAUGUACAAGAAGCAAAAGAUCAUCAAGAGUUAUGCGAGUUACUAUUAUGUCUUAACUUGUAAUUACUUGCACGAAUUCAAGUUGGAGAAUGAGGGUAACACCAAAAAGAGAGAAAAGGAUAAGAUUGGAGGGUUCAUUGGCCAUGAUGAUAUUCCUGUCAAAUCGUACAAUUUAAACGACUUGUCGAUUCGUGAAAAAGAUUAUCGAACCUACAAGUUCACGUUGUCCAAGCCUUCGGAUCCACUGAAAAAGUAUACGCUUCGUUGCCGCAAUGCGGAAGAGUACCAUAGUUGGUUCAGUGAUCUUCAAGAACUCCUCAAAUUUGGAUCGAACCAUUUAGAACGAUUCAAGAGUAUUGAAAAGAAGACGACUGAAUCAAAAACGGGCAGCGAGAAAAAAUCGUUUGCAGGUGUGUUCACUCCGCUGGUCAAGACACCCAAUGGUUUGGUUCCAACGGCACAGGAACAAAAUCCAUUUGAGUCCACUUUUAUCAGUGACAUAAAACCGGCAACCCCCAUUGCAUCUCCCAAUAUGUCUCCCAAAUUGUCACCCAAUCAGGUGAUGGUCCACAAUGCCCAGGGACUGCCGGUAGUGGCUACGUUUUCUGUGCCAGAUGAAGAGGCUGGAUCUCCACAUCAGAGCCAGCACGAAAUGUAUCUUGAAGCCCAGCGCCGAGUAUUGCAGCAGCAGCGCGAAGCUAUCAAUCUGAAGAUGCAAAAUGUAAAUGAAAACCGGGAACCGAAAACGCAACAGAAACCGUUUGGGCUUCAGCUUCAGCCGGGAUCACCCACGGAAACUGCAAGUUUGAAUAGUGGUUCCAGAGCAUCUUCGAGCGAGUCGCUCAACUCGAUGGUCAACUAUUCUAAUAUCAAGAAUAUUUUGCAAAGCAACAAAAACUUGAUCAACAAAGACCACCUGAAACUGUCGUCAGAGCUGUCGCAACACAGCGAGGAAACCCGAAACGACCAUCAACAAACCGAUACAGGCACUCCCGGAUCUACAGACUUACCUACAGUCUACGUGAGUUCCGACCAUUAA
Meyerozyma guilliermondii ATCC 6260 is the source of this 2367-nucleotide messenger RNA. RefSeq lists its product as uncharacterized. The transcript has a single exon. The coding region runs from base 1 to 2367 and encodes 788 amino acids. The record is from RefSeq and is a predicted model, not a curated record. Lineage: Eukaryota; Fungi; Ascomycota; Pichiomycetes; Serinales; Debaryomycetaceae.